UUUUCUAAAAACUAAAAAUGGAAAUGAACGGCUCCAGCCCACCUCACUUGAGUCCAGCAAAAUAUAUAUGAAGAGCCCUGAGCAGGGAAAGUAGGAGGCCUGGAGCAAAGAGGAGGAGAUGGGGGAGGAGAAGAGGUUGAUGACAAGGUGGAAGGGCAGAGCCGGCGGCAGAGGGAUUGGGAGUUUGGCUGGUAAGCUACGCCAGAGGCAGGUGCCAGCUGAGAGUGGGCGGAGGUGCGGGCGGCAGGCCAGGCCAGGCAGGGGGAGGCCAGGCGUUACCUCUGCCUCCAGGAGCCCAGGCGCUGAGACAAGCUCGCCCCGGGGUGCCCCCGCUUCGUCAACUCUCUGUUCCCACCCCUCCUGCCCGCCCGGACCAGGGGAGUCCCUGUCGCCUGCAGAAGGAGCCGCUGCGGAACGACCGCAUCUUUGGGAAAGACACCCGGGGCUACGCGUGGCCUCCAGCCUCCUCCUAGGGGAGAGAGCUCCUUUGCACUCCUUCUAGUGACCACCCCUACCCGGCCACCGGCCACCAAAGCUAGCACCCGUGCCUCGGGGACCUCCACCUGCACGGGCCCCGGGAGGGAGGUAACACAGGGCAAAGAAGGCUCGAGAAGCGGGUAUCCAGAGAACCCCAACCCUGUGUCUCUAUUGGGCGAGAAAAGGCGACGCUGUCAACAUUGUGAGCUUCCUGCACGAGGUCCCCAAGUUCAGGGACGACACCUUUCCAAAAAGGAGCUAAUCCCCCACAGUGAGCAUUCCAUCUCCUUCGGGAUCCCUGGAGCUUCUUCUGUCUGCACCCCAAGUGCUUCCCGGUCUCUGCUUGGGCCAUGCCCGGGCUGCGCAGGGACCGCCUGCUGGCCCUGCUGCUCCUGGGCGCGCUCUUCUCCGCCGACCUCUACUUCCACCUCUGGCCGCAAGUGCAGCGCCAGCUACGGCCCCGCGAGCGCCCUGCAAGCUGUCCGUGCUCCGGCCGCGCCCCCUCCGCGUCUCUGCACUCGGCCGCAGCCUCCCUGGACCCUGGCACCGCCACGCACAACUUUUCCCGAGCCCGACUCGGAGCUGAGCAUCCCAGCUAUGGCCACUCUGGCCCGCGCUCCAAGCUGCAGGCCCUCUUCGCCCACUCGCUCUACCAAGUCCCGGAGGAGCCGCCUCUUCUGGGUCCCGAAGACUGGCUCUUGGCCAGCCAGGAGGCGCUGCGGUAUUACCGGAGGAAGGUGGCCCGCUGGAACAGACGGCACAAGAUAUACAAAGAACAAUUCAACCUCACCUCCUGGGAUCCCCCACUGCACCUCCGACCAGACGCCAGCUGGAUCCAGUUCCACUUGGGGAUCAACAGCCAUGGGCUAUACUCUAGGUCCAGCCCUGUUGUCAGCAAGCUCCUCCAUGACAUGAGACACUUCCCCACUAUCAGCGCUGAUUACAGCCAGGAUGAAAAGGCCUUGCUGGGGGCCUGUGACUGCUCACAGAUUGUGAAACCCAGUGGGGUCCACCUGAAGCUAGUUCUGAGGUUCUCAGACUUCGGGAAAGCCAUGUUCAAACCCAUGAGACAGCAGCGAGAGGAGGAGACGCCCGAGAACUUCUUCUAUUUCAUAGACUUUCAGAGACACAACGCUGAGAUCGCGGCCUUCCACCUGGACAGGGUUCUAGACUUCCGACGGGUGCCGCCAACAGUGGGAAGGCUAGUGAAUGUCACCAAGGAAAUCCUAGCGGUCACCAAGAAUGAAAUCCUGCAGAGUGUUUUCUUUGUCUCUCCAGCUAACAACGUGUGCUUCUUCGCCAAGUGUCCCUACAUGUGCAAGACUGAGUACGCUGUCUGUGGCAACCCACACAUGCUGGAGGGCUCCCUCUCCGCCUUCCUGCCGUCCCUCAACCUGGCCCCCAGACUGUCUGUGCCUAACCCCUGGAUACGUUCCUACUCACUGUCAGGAAAAGAGGAGUGGGAGCUCAACCCCCUCUACUGUGACACGGUAAAGCAGAUCUACCCGUACAACAGCAGCAGCAGGCUCCUCGGCGUCAUUGACAUGGCCAUCUUCGACUUCCUGAUCGGUAACAUGGACCGCCACCAUUAUGAGAUGUUCACCAAGUUUGGGGAUGACGGGUACCUUAUUCAUCUUGAUAAUGCCAGAGGGUUCGGACGACAUUCGCAGGAUGAAGUCUCCAUCCUCGCCCCUCUCUCACAGUGUUGCAUGAUAAAAAAGAAAACACUUUUGCACCUUCAGCUGCUGGCUCAGGCCGACUACAGACUCAGCGACGUGAUGCGGGAAUCACUCCUAGAAGACCAGCUUGCCCCUGUCCUCACAGAACCCCACCUCCUGGCCCUGGACCGUAGACUCCACAUCAUCCUUAAGACAGUAGAGGACUGCAUAGAGGCCCACGGGGAAAGGAGAGUCAUAGCCGAUGGCCCAGCCCAACAGUUGGCUCCAGACUCCGGCCAGGCAAAUCUGACAAGCUAAUGGCUAGCUACAAGGAUAAAACCUCAGAACACACGAUUGGAACCAGCUGUGGGUGCUGGUGUGUAGGCUCCCGCUGCCUCAUUCCACCCUGGGGUGCUGGAGGCCAAGUCAUGCGCUCAGGGAGGAGGCAGGAAAGCUUUGAAAGAAUAAGUGGGAUCCACCAAGCCUUAUCUUUACCCGUGGACGGAGGUCACUGCUUUUAUAGUGCACUGGCUGGGGCUCUGUCUUCCUAGCAAGCUCUGGCUCCGCCAUGGUUGCAGACUGUCUCCUGAGCACACUGUGAAACCUGGAAUUGGGCCAAGCUUGGAAGGUGUGGAGGCCCUGUUCCCAGAAAGUUUUUACUCUACCAUGUCAAAUAAAGGGACAUCAUGUGGACAA
Molecule: messenger RNA, 2831 nt
Organism: Phodopus roborovskii (desert hamster)
Lineage: Eukaryota; Metazoa; Chordata; Mammalia; Rodentia; Cricetidae
Gene: Fam20a
Product: FAM20A golgi associated secretory pathway pseudokinase
Exons: 11
Coding region: 828-2453 (541 amino acids)
Cellular component (GO): Golgi apparatus
Molecular function (GO): protein serine/threonine kinase activator activity
Source: RefSeq, a predicted model, not a curated record